UGACGCGCCUUCCCCAGCGCGUGGCGCGUGAUUUGGAGGAGUUUGUGAAUAUAUAGGAGAGUGGCAGAGAGAUGCUUCGUCUGCAUUCCUAGUCCUACCCCAUCUCUGUUUCCGAGCAGGACUGUAACUAUAGCCAACUGAGCUUGUUUCUUCUGAAUUUUAGCUCUGAGGAUUUGCUCUGUGUUGUGUGGUUUUGCGUGGAGAUGGCGGCCAAGGAUGAAGCGAUGGAAGCUCUCAAGAGGGAAGCAGUUGAUUUGGAGAAUGUACCGCUCGAAGAGGUGUUUGAGAAUCUGCGAUGCACGAGAGAGGGGCUUUCGUCGGAAGAUGCUAACAGAAGGCUAGAAAUUUUUGGCCAGAACAAGCUUGAGGAAAAGGAGGAGAGUAAGAUUCUGAAGUUCUUAGGGUUUAUGUGGAAUCCUCUGUCGUGGGUGAUGGAAGCUGCGGCUAUUAUGGCCAUAGCUCUAGCGAACGGAGGAGGGAGACCACCAGAUUGGCAGGAUUUCGUAGGAAUCAUUACUCUCCUUGUAAUAAACUCAACCAUAAGUUUCAUAGAAGAAAACAAUGCUGGAAAUGCUGCUGCUGCUCUCAUGGCUCGUCUUGCACCCAAAGCAAAGGUUCUUCGUGAUGGGCACUGGAACGAGGAAGACGCAGCUGUUCUUGUUCCUGGAGACAUAAUUAGUAUAAAGUUGGGCGAUAUUAUUCCUGCCGAUGCUCGUCUCCUUGAGGGUGAUCCAUUAAAGAUAGACCAGUCUGCUCUGACGGGGGAAUCCCUUCCAGUGACAAAGGGCCCUGGAGAUGGUGUAUACUCUGGUUCUACUGUCAAACAAGGGGAGAUCGAGGCGUUGGUCAUUGCAACAGGUGUCCAUACCUUCUUUGGCAAGGCUGCCCACCUAGUAGACUCGACCAACCAAGUGGGACAUUUUCAGAAGGUCUUAACUGCUAUUGGGAAUUUCUGCAUAUGUUCUAUUGCUGUGGGAAUGGUCAUUGAGAUCAUUGUAAUGUACCCUAUUCAACACCGUGAUUAUCGUCCAGGGAUUGACAAUUUACUUGUGCUUCUUAUUGGAGGAAUUCCAAUUGCAAUGCCAACAGUGUUGUCUGUUACAAUGGCAAUUGGUUCUCAUCGUUUGUCCCAGCAGGGGGCCAUCACUAAAAGAAUGACAGCAAUAGAAGAAAUGGCUGGCAUGGAUGUGCUUUGCAGUGAUAAAACUGGAACUUUGACAUUGAACAAACUAACUGUUGACAAAAAUCUUAUUGAGGUCUUUGUGAAAGGCAUUGAUGCAGAUACUGUUGUAUUAAUGGCUGCCCAAGCCUCUCGAUUGGAAAACCAAGAUGCCAUUGAUGCUGCAAUAGUUGGGAUGCUGGCUGAUCCCAAGGAGGCAAGAGCUGGAAUUCAGGAGGUUCAUUUCUUACCAUUCAAUCCAACCGAUAAGCGGACAGCUUUGACGUACAUCGACAAUGGAGGUAAAAUGCAUCGAGUCAGCAAAGGUGCCCCUGAACAGAUAUUAAAUCUUGCAUACAACAAAUCUGAGAUAGAGCGUAGAGUUCAUUCUGUCAUCGAUAAGUUUGCAGAGCGUGGAUUGCGAUCACUUGCAGUGGCAUACCAGGAAGUUCCUGAAGGAAGGAAGGAGAGUCCUGGAGGUCCAUGGAAAUUUAUAGGACUCAUGCCCCUUUUUGAUCCUCCUAGACAUGACAGUGCUGAGACUAUUAGAAGGGCACUCAAUCUAGGCGUAAACGUUAAAAUGAUCACUGGUGAUCAGCUAGCAAUAGCGAAGGAAACAGGGCGUCGUUUGGGAAUGGGAACCAACAUGUAUCCUUCAUCAUCUUUGCUAGGACAUGACAAAGACGAGUCCAUUGCUGCUUUGCCUAUUGAUGAGUUAAUUGAAAAGGCUGAUGGCUUUGCUGGUGUUUUUCCUGAGCACAAGUAUGAAAUUGUCAAGCGUUUGCAAGCUCGGAAACAUAUAUGUGGGAUGACUGGUGAUGGGGUGAACGAUGCCCCUGCUCUUAAGAAGGCUGAUAUUGGAAUAGCUGUUGCAGAUGCUACUGAUGCUGCUCGAGGUGCAUCUGACAUUGUCCUGACUGAACCUGGUCUAAGCGUUAUCAUCAGUGCUGUGCUAACUAGCCGAGCAAUCUUUCAAAGAAUGAAAAAUUACACGAUAUAUGCUGUUUCCAUCACAAUACGUAUUGUGCUUGGUUUUAUGUUGCUUGCACUCAUAUGGAAGUUUGACUUCCCGCCAUUUAUGGUUCUGAUAAUUGCCAUACUAAAUGACGGUACCAUCAUGACAAUAUCAAAGGAUAGGGUGAAACCAUCUCCUUUACCAGACAGCUGGAAGCUUUCUGAGAUUUUCACAACAGGAGUUGUCCUUGGUGGCUACUUAGCAAUGAUGACAGUCAUUUUCUUCUGGGCUGCGUAUGAUACCGACUUCUUCCCUAGGAUAUUUGGAGUUGAGUCUCUUGAGAAAACUGUUAACCCUGACUUCAGAAAGCUUGCCUCCGCAAUAUAUUUGCAAGUGAGUAUAAUCAGCCAGGCUCUCAUAUUUGUGACAAGGUCCAGAAGUUGGUCCUUUGUUGAGCGUCCAGGGCUUCUUCUUGUUGGGGCUUUCCUCAUUGCGCAGCUUAUUGCUACCCUGAUUUCGGUGUACGCAAACUGGAGCUUUGCUGCAAUAGAAGGGAUAGGCUGGGGUUGGGCUGGAGUUAUAUGGCUCUACAAUAUCAUAUUCUACUUCCCACUUGAUUUAAUCAAAUUCUUCAUCAGAUACGCAUUGAGUGGAAGGGCUUGGGAUCUUGUUAUUGAGCAGAGGAUUGCCUUCACAAGGAAAAAGGAUUUUGGUAAGGAAGACCGGGAACUUAAAUGGGCACAAGCGCAAAGGACACUCCACGGGCUUCAUCCACCUCAGACACAGUUUGGUGAACGUAAUAAUUACAAUGAACUUAAUCAGAUAGCUGAAGAGGCUAAACGACGAGCUGAGAUGGCAAGGCUCAGAGAGUUGCAUACAUUGAAAGGCCAUGUUGAAUCUGUUAUAAAGAUGAAGAAUCUUGACAUAGACACAAUUCAGCAAUCAUACACGGUCUAAGAGCUCUGAGUGCUUUUAAGAUAUAAUCUAGGCUUCAUUGGUUGUGCUCUCUUGUUUCCUUUCAGUCGAGCUCUGAGAUACCAGUCGUCUCUUCCACCGUUUUUUUUUUCUUUUCUUUUAAAGGGGUUGGGGGUCGACAAAAGCACAAGUUAGGGAAUGGAAGGGGACUGCGUAGCUCUUACGGACAAUGCCUACAUGUAUACCUCAAAAUAUUGCUCAUUUUUGUUUUAUAGGUAAUAUGAGAUGCGAAUUCAUACCCCCUCCAUUCUCUCUCUUGAUAAUAUUAUGAUGGUUCCAUAUCUUA
Messenger RNA from Sesamum indicum (sesame), 3375 nucleotides. Its product is annotated as plasma membrane ATPase 1. Gene Ontology annotation, biological process: proton export across plasma membrane. Gene Ontology annotation, cellular component: membrane. Lineage: Eukaryota; Viridiplantae; Streptophyta; Magnoliopsida; Lamiales; Pedaliaceae. Gene Ontology annotation, molecular function: ATP hydrolysis activity; ATP binding; P-type proton-exporting transporter activity. The record is from RefSeq and is a predicted model, not a curated record.